AUGGACACUCUCAAGAAGUCACCACCUUACGAGGGUCACUCCUCCGGCUCCGAGGCGAGGACCACUCCCGGCUCCAAGAAGCGCCCAUCGCGAGCCGGCACACGGAGCGUCACCACACUCACAGCAGCCCAGCUGGAGCGGAAACGAGCAAAUGAUCGAGAAGCACAGCGAGCCAUCCGCCAGAGGACCAAGGACCACAUUGACACUCUUGAACGCCAAGUACGCGACCUUACUGCCCAGCUAGAGACGGGCUCUUCAUCGAGGAUGAUGGACCUCAUGCGGAGGAACGAGGAGUUGGAACAGGAAAAUGCAGUCCUCCGCGCACGGUUAGGACAUGCAGUAUCAGCGUUAGCAGUCCCCGAACACGGCACAGGUAUGUACCAACUCUCUUUUGUCGUACAGCACAGAUCAACUGUUUUCACCUUGCGGCAAAGUUCUUUUGCCCCGGAGUCACACCCUUUCAGGUGCAGGCGACAGUUUUGGUAA
Messenger RNA from Parastagonospora nodorum SN15, 486 nucleotides. RefSeq lists its product as hypothetical. NCBI's taxonomy places the organism in Eukaryota, Fungi, Ascomycota, Dothideomycetes, Pleosporales, Phaeosphaeriaceae. Gene Ontology annotation, biological process: regulation of DNA-templated transcription. The record is from RefSeq and is a predicted model, not a curated record. The transcript has a single exon. Gene Ontology annotation, molecular function: DNA-binding transcription factor activity. The coding region runs from base 1 to 486 and encodes 161 amino acids.